AUGUCCCGGCCGCAAAAACGCAAGCUCGCCUCCGGCGUGUCUGAGCCUAGGCCGAAGCGAUUCUCGUGGCGAGGCAAGGGUCCAGUCCCUCGGCCUACCCCAAGCGAGGAGACCCAGGCGCUCUACGAUAUCUGGCAGCAGGCCGAGCGUGAAGUGAACCUAGCAGACCUGCGGAGGUUGAACGAGCCACCGACCUUUGUCGGCCAUGACGAGUUUCUCCUCUCACCCUCGCAAGCAACUUCGAGAUCUCGUUCCCCUUCCUGCGCCAGCACCACUCACUCGGUCACAAAGGCGAUGAAUGGUGUCGACCUCAACCAACAAGGAUCGAAGUCCAAAAAGAAACGGGCCACGCGUACCAAACCGCUGAGCAAGCCUGCCAAGGCCAAAGCAGCGUUCAUACGAAAGCUGGGAGCUUGUGAGGACUGCAGGAAACGACGUGUCGGGUGCACUCGCGAACACUGGGAUCUUCAUCUCUUCGAGGAAGCAUGGAGGGUCAAAUACGGACCGUUGCCCGACGAGGAGGAUAUCAAGCCUACUCCGCUACCCGAAUUAGGCGUGGAAUAUUUCAAGACCGAGUUCCAACUCACCCGGAUUCUAACCCCCGAGGUCGCCGCCGCACCACCGCCUCCAGACCCGAGCAACCGGUACCAGGCUCGGUUCAGUGAACUGGAUGACCUUGCCGGUGUUGGAGGGCAGGUCGUCUCCGCUGCUGGCGCGCCGCUGGGACCGGUCGAUGAGGAGAUUGACAUCGACAAUAUGCUGCAGACAUUGCAGCAUGAGGACCACGAGGAGCCGCCGCUCAUCCCUGUCGAGUUUACCGACUUCUUUGACACCGACUUCGAUCUGGACUUUGGCGGCGCUGACAUUUUUCAACCAGCCCCCGAGACGAGCUUCAACCCCGAGCCCGCAGACGAUAGCUGGCUUGGAGACACAGAUUAUCAGUGUGUGCCUGUAGGCAAACAGACCUACAACUUUGUCGGACAGCUGCAGUUUGAAUGUCUCGGAGCCUCUGCCGCCGAGCAUGACGGUGUGGAAUUCCCUUGUGCGCAACGCUUCAACACGUUAGACUUGCUCAUCGAGCACUUCUACAGCGCGCAUUAUGUUUUUGAGAAUCACGAGGAGAGAGGAAGGUGCCUGAGCUGCUUGCUCGACUGGGAUCUUACCAGCGCCGAGGAGUUAACCGAGCCUUGCAAGCAGUGUGGCCAGGACCGGCACGAGAAGUGGUACUGGGGAUUCAUCAGCAAGGGCACACCGCCGAGCUUGACUUCGGGGACCACGUCGGUGAGGGUUGCCAGUCAAGACGGAUAUGGCUACGGGAUGCAGCAGGGAGGGUCGCCGUUUGGGAACCAGUCGACCGAUCUCUACGGCCAUGGCAGCGGGGGUGGGUAUGACUUUGGUGGAGGAUUCCUCUUUGGGGACUACGGGGACGGGCGCAAUCAGUACUACAAGGCGGCCCAGCACCUGACGAAGCAGCCGUACAAACCCACGAUCAACAGAGGCAGCAAAGCGAUGCCGGCUUUUGGGUCUAAUCCGGCUUCCUCUAUCUUCGUUGGAUUCUCCCUUCUUUCGGUCAUCGCCACACGCCUGUAUUUGGCCGUCGGAGCUCCCUAUCAGCCAGCCUCUUCAUUGACGGUGUCGAGCCUAAGUUGGUGGGCGGCUUUCGUCCCAGAGUUGUCGGUUGUUUGCAUCGCUGCCGGGUUGGUAGCGAUGUGGCUGUUUCGACAUGUUGUUCAGUAUCGGGAGGAUUCGCUGUAUGCUGCCCUGAGUAUAGCCAGAGCGGAGGCUCUUGAGGGUUCCGUGAGAGCUGCAGUUGCUGCUUAA
Podospora anserina S mat+ is the source of this 1821-nucleotide messenger RNA. RefSeq lists its product as uncharacterized. Lineage: Eukaryota; Fungi; Ascomycota; Sordariomycetes; Sordariales; Podosporaceae. The coding region runs from base 1 to 1821 and encodes 606 amino acids. The record is from RefSeq and is a predicted model, not a curated record. The transcript has 3 exons.